Eupeodes corollae is the source of this 2209-nucleotide messenger RNA. RefSeq lists its product as uncharacterized. The record is from RefSeq and is a predicted model, not a curated record. Bases 85 to 2160 code for a protein of 691 amino acids. Lineage: Eukaryota; Metazoa; Arthropoda; Insecta; Diptera; Syrphidae. The transcript has 2 exons.
GUACAAGAAUUUGUAAACAAAACCAUUUUUUAAAAAAACAUAUUCAGAAAUAAAGCAAAUUAUGAAUAAGAACAAGUAAAUAAAAUGAAUUUAACUCAAUCGAAUGAAACUUGGUCUAUCGAAGACACACUAUUCUAUCCCUUGGGCCUAAUCAAUCACACCACAGGCAACAAAACCGUCUUUGUAACAUGGAAUGAAAAUUAUUUGAUGAAUUUCAUAUUCAAAAAAACUGCCGACAAUACGAGUCGUUGUAAUAAAUUCAUAAUCGAUAUUGCUGAAGAAAUCAUAAAUAUAAUAAUCCUUGAAGUAAACACAUUGGUUCUGCUGCAAAGUGGUGAGGUAUGCUAUUUUUCAUCCAUAAAGUCAAUUCAUCGGAUUCCAUGGUUGAAGAAAGGAGUCCGUUGCAUAAGUAGGUCUUUGGCGGGAUUCAGUCUUAUUCGAAUUUUCGAGGACAAUCGAAUCAAUCUUGAGACGUACCAAGAUGUCCCAAAUGUGGGCAAGACUGUCCAGGAGUGUGUAAGAUCAUUUGACCUCACAUUCGACGAAAAGAAUCUCUUUGACUCGGAUUGGAGUGAUGAGAAGUUUAGUCUCACUUCGAUUGCAAUUUGUGAAUCAAAUCGUAAGUUCAUAGAACUUCUGGUGCGAGAAGUUGACUUGCAAGUAGACGAGGUGCAUAUUUUCAGUAUGGGUAAUCAAUUGUUUGCUCUUCUGCCAAAAAGCGAAGAAGAUUACGAAAUAAAAACUCUUGCUCCUCAGAUUUCACCCAUCGAAUUGGUAAAGUUCCUGGAAGAAUCUAACAUGCUUUUAGUUUUUCUGAAUUGUGGUAUUAUUGAGGUAUGGUAUUUGUCAAGGAUUGCAUGGGUUCUCGACAAGUACACUUAUAUUAAUGGUAGUGAAAUUGUGCAUCACGCUUUCGCCGGAGAAGUUCUCUACUUCACCGACGAAGAAAAGGUUUCCCGCGUUGAAUUUAUCUACGACACAAUUCAGCACACCUGCCAUGUGGUGGAGCAAUCCAUAGACGCUCCAGGAAUGGUAGCAGUCACUUAUGUCGAAGAAGCUGCCAACCUUGUGUGUUUGAGCAACAACAACAUAUUCUAUCAUCUGACUUUUGAUGCCGAACAACAGCUGGAAGAGGAAGAAGACAAAAAUGAUUUAGAUAUCUUCGAAUUAACUAAUGAAAAAGUUCAGCAAAUGAAGACAAAGACAAAUCUACUCCAAGAAAUCACCACUUUGCCAGAGAAGAUCGAAAAAUUGAUAGAGGAGGAAUACAAGAAACAAGAGCUAAUCGCAGUUUGCCGAAAGAGUUCCAUUUACUCUGACUUAAUCUCGGCAAACAUUUCCUUCUGCCAACAUAUUCCUGACACCAAGGAAAUGCUUAUAUAUCCUGGGGACAAUGGAAUACCUCCAUUCACUUACUUCGGCGUGGUUUCUAUGAAAAUAAUCCCUCAUGAAAUCUUCAAAUCUAGUGUUUGGAACUUGAUGAUCUCUCACGGAACUCACAGCCGCCUCCUGAGCAUAACUCCAGAAUUACUUCAACAAAAGUUCAGUGUCCUCAUUCCAAUCCAGCGAAGCCAGGACGAACUUAUUCCUGAGUUCGAAAUUCAAUUGCUCACUUAUGUCAAUAUUGAGCAGGAUUUCGUUUGCAUUAACAUCCCGGUGAAGAUUGCAGAAAUCGAUGUGAGAAAAUUGUUUUCUCUGAAUCAGGGAUUGCGACAAUUCUCAAUGAAUCAACCACAAUCAACUGGCACAACUUUUACUUUCAAAGUUUCCAGCCCUCAGCUUCACGUGAGACAUGUUUAUGAAGCUUUCAAUUUACCAAAACCCAAGACCAGUGAGAAUCUAGAGGAUGAAAUUCUCGUUGAGAAUGUUUUCUUUCUUGGAGCGAAAGUUGGGUUAUUCUUUUGCGAACCCACAAACACAAUAAGUGCAGAGAGUUCAAAUCCGGUAGCGAUUUAUUAUGCAAAAAAUUGUUUGGCAAAGUAUCUUUGGGAGAAUUGUAAACAAACCACUGAUAACUAUGAUGAGCUGAAAAGGAAUUUACUGGAAAUACAAUGCCAAAUUGAAAAGAAAUAUGGAGAAAUGACCGGUGGAGAGUCGCAUCUGGAAAAUCUAAAGGGAAUUUAUGAAAAACUAAGGAAGGAAUUUGUGUGGAGAUUUUGAGAUUAUAUUAAAUAUUGUUUUAGGAAGAAAUUGUACAUCACUGUGGAAA